ACAUAAGAGAAGUUUGUAAUAUUCUUAGGCAGAAUUCUGAAGGCAAGAUUGCUUUAGUUUGUGCAUCAUUUCAGAAGAAUAACUUGACCUUUUUGUUGAAAAAAGAUAUUUGGUAUUGGAAGACACCGACAGAAGAGUCAAAUAGAGUGAGAGAGAGCAGAACAUCGGAAAAUUUGGUGAUAGAAUCAGAAGAUUUUCUAUAUAUGGUGCAUAUAACAAGAAGUCCAAUCUACAUCACCUCUCGAAGGGAGAGACAAGAGUAAAGCUACAUACUGACCACAGUAGAAAGGAGAGGAAAGAGCCAGAAUGUCUGGACGUGGAAAGAAGCCGGCAAAGGCUGCAAAGGUCAUGAAAACUAAGUCAGAAAAGGCCGGUUUGCAGUUCCCAGUUGGCCGUAUUGGGCGGUUCCUGAGGAGGGGUCAUUAUGCUGAACGGAUAGGUACAGGAGCUGCAGUGUACCUGGCGGGCGUGUUGGAAUACCUGACUGCUGAGAUACUGGAGCUAGCAGGCAAUGCUGCUCAUGAAAACAAGAGACAGCGAAUUGGGCCACGACACAUCCAGCUGGCGGUGAGGAAUGAUGAAGAGCUAAACAAGUUGUUCUCAGGUGUGACCAUUGCUGAAGGAGGAGUCAUGCCCAACAUCCAUGCGCAGCUUCUUCCCAAGAAGUCAGUGUUACCUAAAGAAGAUGUAGAAGAUAGUCAGUCACAGGAGUUCUGAAACCUCCUGUGCAUGUUGCCCUCUUACAAAAAUAACCUCUUUCCAAACCAGUAGCACUUAAAGUGUUGUAAUAUAUUCCAUUAAUCUGUUUACAAGUUGUGUGUUGGAUAAUAUCUUUUUUAAAACUUAAAAUAAAGGCAAAUUAUGUAAUAUGA
Molecule: messenger RNA, 872 nt
Organism: Hemicordylus capensis (graceful crag lizard)
Lineage: Eukaryota; Metazoa; Chordata; Lepidosauria; Squamata; Cordylidae
Product: late histone H2A.2.2-like
Exons: 4
Coding region: 307-717 (136 amino acids)
Cellular component (GO): nucleosome
Molecular function (GO): protein heterodimerization activity; DNA binding; structural constituent of chromatin
Source: RefSeq, a predicted model, not a curated record